This is a messenger RNA of Cimex lectularius (bed bug), 1381 nucleotides long. RefSeq names its product pancreatic triacylglycerol lipase-like. NCBI's taxonomy places the organism in Eukaryota, Metazoa, Arthropoda, Insecta, Hemiptera, Cimicidae. Bases 234 to 1283 code for a protein of 349 amino acids. The transcript is spliced from 7 exons. Gene Ontology annotation, biological process: lipid metabolic process. Gene Ontology annotation, molecular function: lipase activity. The record is from RefSeq and is a predicted model, not a curated record.
GCUAUCGCAUAACGCGAUAAAUUACGACAUACAAAGGUGCUCCCGAAGACCGGUUCGGACUUAGACGAUUUUACCGAAUCUUCCGAAACGCAUUGCACCUAGAAGACACGAUACUAGCGCUGGGAAGAAAUCGUGUUUCAGUUGUUGUUCGGUGGUCAUCAAAUGCAGAAGAGCAACCGAAUAGGUCGUUUCCAUUCUCAUUUCGGUCAAAAGGGCUUCCAUGCUGAAUAACAAUGAAGGAUAAAUUCCUUUUCUUGUUCCUAAUAUUAAGUUGCUAUCUAUCAAAUAUCGAAGCAGAUCUAUAUUAUAUCGCCUCAUGUCCUAUUAUUCUUGAAAAUGAACCCUGCAACAGUGAUACCGUCAAGUUUUUUCUUUAUACCAGGAAAAACAUGAACGACUCGCAGUACGUCAAAAUAACAGACGAGGCAGACAAUAUAACGAAUUCUUUUUAUAAAGAUGAUCUCAAGACGAAAAUAAUAGUCCACGGUUACAACGCUGAUAUGAAUCUGUCCGUACUGGUGAAGUUAAAAGACGCAUAUCUUAAAAAAUACGACGCUAACGUCUGGAUGGUCGACUGGGCCGUGCUUGUGCCCAGUCCGUGCUAUCCGACUGCCGUCUAUAACGUGAGGUACGCUGGAAAAUGCCUCGCGAAGUUCAUCGACAAGCUGAGGAAGAGGAAAAAAACCGGAACGAUGGACCUGCACGUGGUCGGUUUCAGCCUGGGGGCCCACGUCCCAGCGAAUGCAGCACCUCAUCUAAAACCUUACCAAAUUCCAAGAAUAACAGGUCUAGAUCCUGCUUUGCCAUUGUUCUUAUUCGGCUUUAUUUCAAACAAGUUGGAUGCCGAGGACGGCGAAUUCGUCGACAUCGUGCACACGAACGGCCUGUUAGAGGGCCAAGUGAAACCCAUAGGACACGUAGAUUUUUAUAUGAACGGAGGAGUCUUGCAGCCAGGCUGCGGUAGCAAAUUCCCGACUCGGGAAGAGGUGUCCUGCUCUCACCACAGAUCCGUGGAGUAUUUCGCUGAAUCCAUCAACACAGAGGUUGGCUUUUGGGGGUGGAGAUGCAUCGGUUUCUACUACUAUAUUACCGAUCGGUGUCACGCCGUACCUCCUUUCGUUCUCAUGGGGGAACACGUCAAUAAAACAUUAAGAGGCACUUACUCAGUCGAUACCAACAGUCAGUCGCCAUUCGCGAUUGGAAAGAAAAGGUUACUGUUCUUAGUAACGAGCAUCCCUCCGUUCGCAGUUUAUUAUCCAGUGGUCACACAAUCCCUCAAAUGAAGUCUGAAAAAAGUUCUUUGAUUCUACACAUUUUUUUGUGGUUACCUGCAUGUCGUUAUUAUGUUUUUGUAUUUUUCUAAUUAAUUGUCGAAUUUAAU